AACUUCCAACUGCCGCACGAGGACGCCGGUUACAGAAGUCUGCAUUGCCUUAAUCCCACUGCCUGGACACUGCCAACAAGCCGGACACAGAGCCGCCCUACCCCGCAGCGGAGCCUGCCAGCUUCUUCUCACAGGACAAGCAGACACCCCGCUUACAAUGCCAUCCUCACUACUGCGAGCUGUUUCAUUGGAAACCACAGGUAACAUUUACCAAGAGGCCAGGAGCAGCCCGCGCCAACCUGUGAAAUCACCCAUUCACGUAUAAGACCUUUGAAUGUCAUCAACUUUUUCCCGUGCUGUCUUCAAAACUUCAGAAUACACCCUUCAAUCUUCCUAAGUGGACCAGUCUGUCCUGCUAUCGUUGGCGGAAAACUGUUUAGAGAGCACCAGUAACAAUGCAAGCACAUGAGAUAUUCAAGAAUAUCCGGAUGCCAGAGCUGGGGGAUGUUCGGCAGUAUGUUCGCACUCUUCCCACAAACACCUUGAUGGGUUUUGGUGCCUUUGCAGCUCUGACAACUUAUUGGUACGCCACGAGACCUAAAGCUCUGAAACCCCCCUGUGACCUGGCCAUGCAGUCUGUGGAAGUAAAGGGUCAUGAGAAUGCACGUAGAUCAACUCUGCUGGAUAAUGAUGAGGUCAUCACUUACUAUUAUGAUGAUGUCAGAACAGUAUAUGAAGUGUUUCAAAGAGGAUUGAGAGUGUCAAAUAAUGGACCUUGUUUGGGACAUAGGAAGCCUAAUCAGCCAUAUCAGUGGAUAUCUUAUCAAGAGGUGUCAGAUAGGGCAGAGUAUGUGGGGUCUGCCUUGCUGCACAGAGGCUGUAAGCCAAGCUCGGAACAGUUUAUUGGCAUUUUUGCACAAAACAGGCCGGAGUGGAUAAUCACAGAACUGGGCUGCUACACCUACUCCAUGGUGGCUGUGCCUCUCUAUGAUACCCUCGGAGCGGAGGCGAUUACCUACAUUGUAAACAAAGCGGAGAUUUCUCUGGUGUUCUGUGACAAUACUGAAAAAGCUAAAUUACUACUGGACAAUGUGGAAAAGGGAGACACCCCCGGCCUUCAGACAGUUGUACUGAUGGAUCCCUUUGAUGAGGACCUCGUGGAGAGAGGCAAGAAGUGUGGAGUUGAAGUAGUCAGCUUAAAAGACAUCGAGGAAGAAGGAAGGAAUCAUCAUGAGAAACCAAAGCCACCAAAGCCAGAAGACCUGGCAGUAGUUUGCUUCACAAGCGGAACAACAGGAAAUCCAAAGGGUGCAAAGCUUUCUCACAGGAAUAUUGUGAGCAACAGUGCUGGUUUUCUUAAAGUAACAGAGGACUUGGCGUUUCCUUCCACUCAAGAUGUUGUCCUCUCUUUCUUGCCGCUGGCGCAUAUGUUUGAGAGAGUUGUGGAGUGUGUAGUACUUUGCCAUGGAGCAAGGAUUGGCUUCUUUCAAGGAGACAUUCGCUUGUUAAUGGAUGACUUGAAAGUUUUGCAACCCACUAUUUUCCCAGUCGUUCCUCGUCUGUUAAAUAGGAUGUUUGACCGGAUCUUUGGCCAAGCAAACACAACCUUAAAACGUUGGCUGUUAGAAUUUGCUUCCAAAAGAAAAGAAGCAGAACUCCGUAGUGGAAUUAUCCGAAAGGAUAGUAUUUGGGACAAGCUCAUAUUUCAAAAAGUUCAGGACAGCCUUGGGGGGCGAGUACGACUUAUGAUUACUGGUGCAGCACCAGUUUCCCCUACUGUACUAACAUUCUUAAGGGCAGCACUAGGCUGUCAGUUUUAUGAAGGCUAUGGACAGACUGAAUGCACUGCUGGCUGUUCCCUGACAAUUCCUGGUGACUGGACAGCAGGUCACGUUGGCGCACCUAUGCCCUGCAAUUAUAUAAAGUUGGUGGAUGUGGAAGAAAUGAACUACUUUGCAGCAAAGGGAGAGGGUGAGGUUUGUGUGAAAGGUUCAAAUGUGUUUCAAGGGUACUUAAAGGAUGAUGAAAAAACAGCUGAAGCUUUGGACAAGGAUGGCUGGCUACAUACAGGGGAUGUUGGGAAAUGGUUGCCUAAUGGUACGUUAAAGAUUAUAGACCGGAAAAAACAUAUAUUUAAAUUAGCCCAGGGUGAAUAUAUUGCACCAGAAAAAAUUGAGAACAUCUACACAAGGAGUGAAGCAGCGGUGCAGGUCUUUGUUCAUGGAGAGAGUUUACAGGCCUUCCUUGUGGGAAUUGUGGUUCCAGAUCCUGAUAAUGUACUCAACUGGGCAAAAAAGAAGAAAUUUGGUGGCACCUAUGAAGACCUCUGCAAGAAUAAGGAUUUCAAAAAUGUAGUUCUUGAAGAUUUAAUAAAACUGGGAAAAGAGGCUGGUUUGAAAACAUUCGAACAAGUAAAAGACAUUGCUCUACACCCAGUAAUGUUUUCUAUUGAAAAUGGCUUGCUGACUCCUACAUUGAAAGCAAAGAGGCCUGAGCUGAGAAAAUAUUUCCAAGCCCAAAUUGAAGAACUUUAUGCUAAUAACAAAGUAUAAGUCCACCUCCAUAGUCAACUGUACUCUGCCACCAACAAGACAAUGACUGGUCAUAGGAAUAACAAUGAAGACCUCUCUACAAUGCCUUAUGGGUCACCUAUAUUGUUGUUCUUUGUACUGUGACCUAAAAUCUCUAAACUAAGCCUUAAAAUUGUGAAGAAUUUGGACGUCCCUAUUACAAAUGUCACCAUCUGUAUCUCCUGUCUGAAAUCAAUUGGAUUUUUCUUCCUGUGUUCAAAAGACUUUUUACACUUCAACUCCAAAGCUAAAACUUCUUGCUUGCCAAACCAGAUCACUUUUCUAACUUUAUCUAAAACACAACGCACAAAAGAUGUAUCGUUCUAACCUGUUUGGGGAUAUAUACAAGUCAGAUAGAAGUGUUUUAAAGUGGUGAUGGUACAAUUUUACCAUGUUUUUUCUAAAUGUAAAUGAGACUUGGUAAUGCACUAUGUAUAAAAACACAUCUCAAAGGAAUUGCUCCUUUAUUCUGGAGUAUCUGUCACUGUCAGAAAGCUGCUAGAGGCCUGGGAUACAUCUGUUUGUCUUUGCUGCCAGUCCUGUGGAAAUUUAAAGUGCAAUUAUUGCAGAGAUCUGUGGAAGGGAGUGAAUUUUACAUUAAGGGAAUGUCUACUUUUUUGGGAGGGAGGGUAUAAGAUAUCAGAACCACACAUUUUAAGCCUUUUUAGGUUUCCUAGUACAAUAAUAUGUUUUCCUUUUUAGAAAUGCAAGGCACAAGGGAGUUGUAUAUAACAAGCACAACAAUGGUUUGCACUAUGUAAAGACCUGUGAUUUAUGAUGAUGCAAUGUAUUCUAGGUUGAGAUCAUUUAUAGCUGCUUAAUGAAACAGAGUACAUUUUUAUCCAAAUGAUAUGUGACUUGUUAAAAUGGAAUUUAAAUGUUUGCUUAACGGUUUUUGAUCUUGUAAGAACCAAAAUGUUUCUGUCCCAGUUCCCUUUUCAGUCCCUUCCAAAAAAUGAAGGAAACCAAAAUAAAUGAUUAUUCAUACUCUUUAA
Molecule: messenger RNA, 3505 nt
Organism: Hyla sarda
Lineage: Eukaryota; Metazoa; Chordata; Amphibia; Anura; Hylidae
Gene: ACSL1
Product: acyl-CoA synthetase long chain family member 1
Exons: 23
Coding region: 396-2492 (698 amino acids)
Biological process (GO): very long-chain fatty acid metabolic process; long-chain fatty acid metabolic process; long-chain fatty-acyl-CoA biosynthetic process
Cellular component (GO): membrane; endoplasmic reticulum
Molecular function (GO): arachidonate-CoA ligase activity
Source: RefSeq, a predicted model, not a curated record